CUCCGAGGCCAACUCAGGAUACUGCGCGUGCGCUCACUUGAAGCGGCCUGCGCUGGCUGGAGUGGGAAACAGCGACGCCUGCGGGACAGACGGAGGUACUGCAGCUGGAGCACUGUCAACACACCUGAACUAAACUAGUGCAUUGAGAUUUGAAACUAAAACAUUCUAUUUUUAUCAAUUAUGAAGAGAAAAUUAAGAUUUAAUAAUCCUCUACUCAUGAGGUGAAAUAUCUGAAUUUUUUUGCUUAAUUUUGAUAAUUAUGGCUUAAAUCUGAAAAUCAGAAUAAAAUGCACUAGUACUUAUAUCCAUACGUUUUAUUAAUUCAAACAUUCACAACACUGAAAUUAACAUUUUUUCAGAUUUUUCAAAAAUUAUUUUUGCACAUAAACAGUUACAAUCUCACAGGAUGAAUAAUUUAGUGUCGCGUUUAGAAUGUUUUCAAAAUUAUUAGGCUAUAAACUGCAUUGAAAUUUGACUAAAUAUGAAUGCACAAUUCCAAGGCUUUGAAACAGCAUUUAGGCCUCUACUUUGAAAAAUUAAACUGACUGAAAAUACAAUUCAAUUAAUAACUUGAUAAAAUGUAAAUGCAAUAAUUAUUAUUAUUAUAUAAUGCAGAUCAAGUUUUUUUUUUAAAUAAUUAAAAUAAAAAUAAUGAAUUAUCAACAUUACAUGAAAUACAAUAUUAAUUAUUUGUAUUGUAUCCAGUAAUUAUUUUAUAAUCAAUUUUAAAUGCUAAGAAUGAAUUAUUAUAAUUUAUUUAUAAAAUUCCACUUGAUACUAUGCAUAUGUAUAUUAUGAAAAUAUUUGUUUAAAAUAUACAUGUUAUCUUUUUCUUUCUUGUUCUUGUUAUUAUUUUGUUUCGUUUUCUUUUAUUUUUUAUUUUAUUUAAGUCACACUUUUAUGGAUGGGAGGGUACUUAAAAUGCUAGUUUUCUAAGCGUGGUUGACAUGUUCACUGUUAAAUCAGCUGUGCACACUGAGCAGCUUUAUUAAGUUAUUUUUUUUAAGUUACCAGAAAAUAUUGAAAAUUAUGAAGAUUUUGUUAUCAUUAUGAACGGUUUCCCUUCAAAUCAAUUCAUUUUCAGAGAAAAAAUAUGAAUUAUUUCAUUGAAAAACGGAACAAUUAAUGCCAUUUUAAUUUUCAGUGUUAAUUUGACCAAUUAGUAUAUAUUAAAUGUCUCAUAUUAUUUAUUUAUUUUGGGAGUAUUUCGCGGGUGUGUAUUUUACUCUUUGACCUCUGUGAAAGUGAGAAUUCUGAUUUUUCCGGCUGUUCUUGAAUAUCGCAUCCUGGCAGCGCAGCAGCUGUUUCCUAUUUGACUGAUUGACGGAGAUGUUUCGUCUUUUGUUAGCGGGGCGUCAUGUGGAGCUGAGAGAGAAGCCUUUCUGCUUGUUGAAGAAGAAAAUGACUUUAAUUUUCUAGAAGUCGGGGGAUGUUUAUUCUCUCGUUUCCAUUCAUCUGCUGUGUUUUGUUUUAUUUCUGACCGGUUGAGCGAAAACGUGACAGAAGAUGGAAGAUUCAAACAAGCAGCCACCUUCAUUUUCUAAUGGACAACAGAGAAACCCUCAUCCAAGACCGUUUUUCUACGUCCAACCUCCAUCUCAGCCUUAUUACUUCUACCAGCCCUGGCAGCUCAACAACCCUUACAGUCACUACGGUUUGUCUGCAGGUUUUAAUUUUGCUCGUCCCUGCAUGCACCCCAUCCAGUACAUGCCGUAUCCCGGCGUUGUUUUCCCGCACACUUCCAUAUAUCCGAUGGAUUAUAGGCGGAUGUUCGAGCCCCGCUUCCAGGCUCCGACUUGGGGUGAAAUGCCUCGACAGCAGUACAAUCCGCAGCCUCAGGGGCAUCGAGAAAUGGCCUGCUCGGAGGCCCAAACCGACCCCAGCGACGCCAUAACCAAGCUCAUCGAGUGCCUGGAUAAGAUCCGAGCCAGCGAGAUGCAGGGCGCCAGCAGAGAACUGGACUCCGGCAUUGCAUCACAGUCCUCUGGGAUGUUGUCGCCAGGAGGGAAGAAGAAAAGUCAAGAACAGGGUAAUGCCCUGCCUUCGGUGCCUCAAAACAGCCACACAGAAGGGUUAGUGGAGUCCCCUGCUGCUGCUGUUGAGUCCAGCCGGACAAUCGUAGACUCCUUAAGCCCUCAGGUAUCCUGGUCAGGAGAUCUCGAAGAGGAGCUACCCAUCGAUAGCUCCUCUCUUCAGGAAGAUUGUCCCGAGCUUGAGCAUUCGGAAACAGAUGAUCACCUUCUGUCUGCUGAGGAAGAAGAGGUCCAGUCAGAUACCUCGAGUGUGUCCAAGUGUGACCUCUUGAAGUCCCCGAUGCCACUUAAAAUAGCUGAGAGUAGUGACAAAGUCUCAAAUGCAGAACAUCCGGAAGAGUCUGCCAAUGAAGCCAAACCUGAUCGGAGCUACCAGAUCCUCAAACUACCCUUUGAUUGCAUUUUAACCCCUGGAUCCGCCUGCCUCGCCUCCCCAUCAGCUCCCUACUACUACAACUACAUAUCCAUGCAGGCGACAAAUGAGCGGAUGAGCGUCCUCAGCCCAUCCUUGGAUGAACUGUCCUCCAGAGACGAGAUGUUCUCCACGGACCUGGACGACGUGGAUCUCUUUCCCAAACAUGUGUAUGCACCCAGAAGGCUCUCGGAGGUCAUCGACGGAUCCCUCCAAAGCGCCAAAGACGUGGAGGAAGCCUGGAUGUCCGGUUCAUGUGCCUGCUGUGGGAAAAGCCUUGUAAAAGGGAAGAACAGGAGCAAAAUCCAGAACUCCAAGAUGUACCUGGACGAACGUGGAGACUCGGACGAGGAAGGCGGGUAUGGACGAGGGCGUAAGCAGCCAGUUAGAGUGGUUGUCAGGAAGUCUUGUUCACCCAGGAGGUCUCACCCCGUCCUGCCGAGACAUGCAUCUAAACCGUGGAAUAAAAGAGGUUUAUGCAAGGAGAUGUCCGACCAGGUGGAAGAUGAGGAUGGUUAUCAGCAGGAAGCAGCUCAAGGUGAAACUGGAGAGUCUGAGCUGCAGUGUAGGACAUAUGAAGACAGACUCUGCAGAGAAGAUCCGACCACAUCAGAUCAAGGCCGGUGGGCAGACGAUGACGUGAUUCCCAGGAGGAGACCAGCAGCGUCUGUGCAGCGACAAGCUGCAACUGAAGAAGAAGCACAAGUGAAGGUCAAUGAAGAUGCUGAAAAGGACAAAAGGCGCCACUUUGAGCUUCAAAUGAGAGUUUUUCCCAAGGAGCCAAUGAGCCGCAGGUGAGCUGAUGCCCCUCAGAGGGAGGGAAUCUGCUGCAAACCAAACUCCGUCACUGGACUCUCAUUGGACAAUCGUCACCUGGAACCAGAAAGCAGCCAAUCAGUGCAGCCUUCACCUUUGAUUUUCUAAUCUGAAAC
Messenger RNA from Acanthochromis polyacanthus (spiny chromis), 3377 nucleotides. RefSeq names its product bucky ball (gene buc). Lineage: Eukaryota; Metazoa; Chordata; Actinopteri; Pomacentridae. The coding region runs from base 1507 to 3243 and encodes 578 amino acids. The record is from RefSeq and is a predicted model, not a curated record. The transcript has 6 exons.